CCGAUCGAGCCAUUGCUACAUAUAUUCUGAUUCACGGAUUUCAAACACGCAUCGAAAUGGAGUAAUAGCGCAAAUAUAGGAAAUAUGCCAGCGGCCAGUGCUUAGUUGUUGAUAUUCUUGGGCGUGGAGCAGAAGUCCAUAAUAUAGGCGCAUAGCUACCUCAAGAUAAACGUACCACUAACUUGGGUGACGACGCCCUUUUAUAAGAAAAACAAUGUCUGCGUGUAUAACAAAAAAGUUCUACAAGUUGGACAUAAACCGAACGGAAUGGGAAAUUCCAGAAAUAUAUCAGGACCUGCAGCCCGUGGGAUCGGGAGCCUAUGGACAGGUGUCGAAGGCUCUGGUUAGGGGCACCAACAUGCAUGUGGCCAUCAAGAAACUGGCCAGGCCCUUUCAAUCCGCCGUGCAUGCCAAGAGAACAUACCGGGAGCUCAGACUUCUAAAGCAUAUGGAUCAUGAAAACGUAAUAGGUCUGCUGGAUAUAUUCCAUCCGCAUCCGUCGAUCUCCUCGCUUGAGAACUUCCAACAGGUGUACCUGGUCACUCACUUGAUGGAUGCGGAUCUGAAUAAUAUUAUAAGGAUGCAGACCCUGUCCGACGACCAUGUCCAGUUUUUGGUCUACCAGAUAUUGCGAGGACUAAAGUACAUCCACAGCGCCGGAGUAAUCCACCGUGAUCUAAAACCCUCAAAUAUUGCCGUCAACGAGGAUUGCGAGCUGCGGAUUCUAGAUUUCGGAUUGGCGCGUCCCACGGAGAACGAGAUGACGGGUUAUGUAGCCACGCGGUGGUACCGCGCACCUGAGAUUAUGCUCAACUGGAUGCACUACAACCAGACCGUGGAUAUCUGGUCGGUGGGCUGCAUUAUGGCCGAACUUAUUACCAGACGCACAUUAUUCCCUGGGACCGAUCACAUCCACCAGCUUAACUUGAUCAUGGAGAUGCUAGGCACGCCACCAGCCGACUUUAUGAAGAAGAUCUCAUCGGAGAGUGCACGUGCCUACAUCCAGUCCCUUCCGCCCAUGAAGAGAAGCAACUUUAAGAAAGUUUUCGAGAACGCUAACCCGCUAGCCAUUGACCUGCUGGAGAAGAUGCUGGAGCUGGACGCCGAGAAACGUAUAACAGCCGAGGAGGCAUUGGCCCACCCGUACUUGGAAAAGUACGCCGAGCCCAGCGACGAACAAACCUCGCCACCAUACGAUCACAGCUUCGAGGACAUGGAUCUGCCGGUAGACAAGUGGAAGGAGUUGAUCUACAAGGAGGUUACCAACUUUAAACCUCCGCCUUCGUUUGCUGAGGUACUGAAAAGUGUCAAGUGAAUAUCAAUCCAUCCAUCAAGGACAAAGUAUUAACCAGGUCAAUUUAUUUUUAUACCAAUUUACAAUUUAAACGAUGCCUUUUGUACUCAAUUGUACGAAUUCCUAUUUUUGACUAAAGUUUUUGUUUUGUACUAUUUUUUACCAAUUUGUUAUGGCUUGCCACUAAUACUAUAUUGUAUAUUUUACAAUAAAUUCGUUUUUCUAAAAACUAAGACUUUCAAUAAAUAGCGAAAUAGAA
Drosophila eugracilis is the source of this 1553-nucleotide messenger RNA. It is a transcript of the gene p38a, whose product is annotated as mitogen-activated protein kinase p38a. The record is from RefSeq and is a predicted model, not a curated record. Gene Ontology annotation, biological process: protein phosphorylation; intracellular signal transduction. Bases 215 to 1315 code for a protein of 366 amino acids. Gene Ontology annotation, cellular component: nucleus; cytoplasm. Lineage: Eukaryota; Metazoa; Arthropoda; Insecta; Diptera; Drosophilidae. Gene Ontology annotation, molecular function: MAP kinase activity; ATP binding. The transcript has 2 exons.